Messenger RNA from Helobdella robusta, 540 nucleotides. RefSeq lists its product as hypothetical. The record is from RefSeq and is a predicted model, not a curated record. NCBI's taxonomy places the organism in Eukaryota, Metazoa, Annelida, Clitellata, Rhynchobdellida, Glossiphoniidae. The transcript has 4 exons. Gene Ontology annotation, cellular component: nucleus. Gene Ontology annotation, biological process: chromatin remodeling. The coding region runs from base 1 to 540 and encodes 179 amino acids.
AUGUCCAACGCUCAAACAGCUGGAAUAAAAGUUAGUUUCCAAGCGCUAUUGAAGCGAUGUUCAACAUUGCUCCUCAAUGAAUUUUACAAAAAGAUGAGUCUUGGGAUCCGCUCUAAACUUUGCGAUCUCAAUGGCCACGUUGGAGAGAAAACAGAUGAUUUUGACAACGUGCAUGGCGGUUUUGGCUACGGAGAACGGGAUGAAAAUGGCAACCGCAUCCUUGAGUUUGCUAAAAGUCACGGGUUUUGUUUACUGAACACAUAUUUUAAAAAGAAGUUGGAACAUCUUAUAACAUACAAAAGUGGACCAUCAGCCACGCAGAUUGAUUUCUUCACUGUCAAGCAACAACACCGAAGGCUAUUCAAAAAUGUCAAAGUUAUACCUGGCGAAUCAUGUGGACUAAUCACAGAAACUAAGACCUGGUUUAUACGAAUUUUCUAUAUAAACUGCAAAAAGUGCGGAAGAUAUUUAAGAUAUUUGCAAAAUCGAAAUAGGUCCUAUACACUCAAGAAAGAAUUGGAAAACUGUAUAUUAUUUUAA